Messenger RNA from Mycena citricolor, 4838 nucleotides. NCBI's taxonomy places the organism in Eukaryota, Fungi, Basidiomycota, Agaricomycetes, Agaricales, Mycenaceae. The record is from the annotation of a GenBank genome assembly.
CACUGCAUCUAUGUAUCACACCCCGUGAGCAGGCAGGAGGAUCGACACGGGUCUUGUGGGCAGACCUUGUACUGUAAACCAGAUUUUUCGAGGACGCGCUGACAUUCUGCGAUGUAACUCGCUACCGAGGGCUCCCCAGUGCCCAUGGGGAUGAGGCAAAAGUCUUUCUGCGUGAACUUAUGAAAACGGAUGCAGGGGAAUGAAUACCAGCAACGGCAUAUAGUUCAUUGGACUGGGACAUGAUGGUGGGUGUCGGCUAAGAUGAGGAGUUACUAUAUUUGUACUUGUCUCCAGCCCCCAUGUCUGUUCAGUCGCGGAUACACACCUUCGAGACACUGAAUGGUGGCGGCACAAUAGGGCUGCAGAGUCCUCUCUCCCCCAAAGUCAUUCCAUCGACGCCACCCAAAUUGUCACCAUCGCCGUCACCCCCCAACCUGGGGCGCAAGUCGUCCCUCAUUGACCUCAAGAUCGACUUGAAGGAUUGGGUACUCGACGACGGGUCGCCUCCGCGCGCAAAUGGAUUCAGCGGGGCUUAUGACGAUGCGUUGAUACACUUUUCGCCGCCCAAACCAUCCUCGGUGAAAUCACAGAAAUCAGGGAAAGCACCCCCCUUGCCCCCGAGGAAACCUUCUUUAGCCAGUUUGAAGGGCGUGUCCUCCCUUCCGCCGACGUCCAGCCCCGCAGCGGCGCCGCCGUUGCCUCGGCGAGGAGAUUCUCUGACUGUAGAGCAUACGUACCCACCAAAGCUGGGCGGGACGUUGACGUUGGACAUUUCCUCGACCAAUCGACACACGCACGGCUCCUCCAUCUCUUCUUUCCACUCCGUGUCGCUGUCGGACAAAUCUCCCAGUCCCGUCACAACUGUCUUCCCGCAGCACGAGACCGGAAGCUCCAACUCGGAAUCGUUCGAGGAAUUGUCCGCUUCGGCAGCCAUCGCUAGUCCUGCGACCGCGAAGAUGAUCGCGCAAGACUGGGAACGGGCGAUGGAGAGGCGGCAGCCACCGAAGCUCCCCAUGCGUCCUCCACCCGUGACGACCUCGCCCCCCUCCGCACGCCGAGCGCCCCCACCUCCUCCCUCCGACCGGGCGUCGCUACGAAGCGUCGCCUCGGCGUCCUCGUCCACAUCAUUCUCCUCGACGACAUCCUUCUCCUCAAGCAUGUCUACGCCUGGGCCUUCGUCGUCCUCUAAAUUCGACGCACUCUCGCGGCCGCCCCCAGUCCCGCCGGCCCCUCGUCGGCGAUACGACGGCCUGUUCACGAGCCUCGUUGCGACACAUUCAAAACCCGCCCUUUUGACCCCUGCCCAGCCCACGAGGCGGCGCGGCUGGCGUGGUCUUUCUGUUGAUCUGAUACGUGAUCCCAAUGAUCCAAGCAGUCCAUCAUCCCCGAUGUCCCCGAUGUCCCCGCUCGAGGACGAUUCUGUCUCACCCGAACGUCUGCCUGCUGCUGUGAUCAAGGUUCUGUGGACACGCUCCAAGCUGCCGCGGCCGGUGCUGAGCGCGAUAUGGAACGAAUGCGACCCAGGACGAGCUGGUUCGUUGGAUCGAGAUUCGUUUAUUAGAGGGAUGUGGAGGAUCGACGAGGAGCUGCGACAUGCGCGAGAUGCCCGCGAUGGACUGCUAAGUCCUCAGGGCAGUCUGCGGCGGUCGAGGAGGUAGCUUUACUGUAUGCUAUAUAUGGGUUGUCAACAUGCACACACUCGUUCCCAUGGACUAAUUAGGAAGGUCGCGGCGGAUCGAUGCAAUAUACUAAAUCCCUGCACUACAUAGGCCAUAGAUUACAACAUAAACAUAUACAUACAAGAAAUCACGUCAAGGUCCUACGGGGUAGUGAUAGGCUGUCCAAAAGAGCCUCAUCCAUUCCUGCGUCUUUCGCCAGAGGUUUUCAAGCUGGGUUUGUGUGUCCCACGACUGGAGCCACAAAGCGAAAUCGACGUGAAACGGCCUGUACACUGUGACGCCGGAGUCGAACGGCGGGGGCUGGGCUUGUCGUGUCGGUAGCGCCGACGGGGUCACGGUCACAAAGGUUGUUUCUGAGGAUGUUGAAAGACUCGGAAGUUCGCUCGUUGUCGUCGUCGUCUUCGUCGUCGAUGCUGUUAACUCGGAGAUCAUGCCCUCCGUUUGAAACCACGGCUUGCGGCUGGACAAGGUCUGGUAAGCAGUCGACGUGAUAGUCACAGUCUCUGUGGCCAAUGGGGUGUCUUCCGCCGGUCGUGCUACCUCGGCCAGUGCCAUCUCAAGGCGAAGAUAGCCGAAAGAGACGAGCAGCCAGGGAAUCAGAAAUAGCAAGAAUUGACCCAGGGAGUAAUAGUGCAGAUUUGAACGCGCGCGGCGUUCAGGCCGGACGUCAAAUGAGAUAUGGGGAUAGAAGAAUGGCUCCAGCGAGUAGUGAAGCAAUCUCCCAGGCUGCUCAUGGGCGAAGUUAGACCGCAAGGAGGAGAUUUUGGUUCCUGUUUCGAGAAAUGAGCAGACCGAAAGAGAAAAUAAAGAGAGCAUACCUUCGAUGUUCUCGAUGUUGACCUCGAGCCUGCCCACAGGCAGACCAAACGACGGGAGAUGGACGUCCAGGCUCUUGCCCUUGCCCUUUCUGUCGCCCUUGACGAUAUAAUCAACGACAACCCGCCCGGUGUUUGCCGACCCAACGCGUAAUCUGAUCCAGCUGACCCAUUCCAGGCCGCUCAUCUGCUCAAACACAAGCCCCUUCUCGUCCUGGUGCAUGGUCAUGCUCGUCUCGUAGAAUAUAGGCACGUCGUCAACCGUCGCAUUCACAAUCUCGAUCUUCGGUGGUCCGCCAGCAUCGGCGCCGUGCUUUGCCAAACCAAAUUCCACCCAGUCCGAGUCGGUGUCCGCUGGUGCGGCCAGUGUCACGCGCACAGCAUAGCACGUCGGAAGAGGCUCAGAGCUAGUCACGAGGGGUGUCACGUCCGCAACGACGCUCGGAAUCAUCAACUUUCCCUCGCGCUUGGGGCGAGCGGGCACCAUACCCAAAACUCGAGCAGCAGUCGAUGGUACCCGAUCGCGGUCACGUGAACCAUUCGGUGUGCGAGGCCGACUGGGGGGAUGGGCUUUUCCGUUGACAGCCGGCUCGGGGAAGACGACGGCGCUGGGGCUGACCAGGAUCCUUGUUUGCUCGGAGUCCCUGCACUUGAAGUAGUCUCCGCGCUGGAUGUGGUGUUUCCGGCCGUUGCUUUGCAAGACGUUCACUGUAGACGCCGGUUGAGCGUCAGUGUCAUGCCGGAUGAUGGUAGAAACUGUUUCGUGAUCAGCGGCGAGGACAGUGAAACGGGGAAUGAGCAUCGAGUUGGGGUCAUUCAGAUCUUCGUCGCGCUGACCACGGGCGCGGGCACUGAUCAAGACGGUCCCUUGGAUCUGAAAUGCGAACGAAUUGGCCUUGAUUGGCACAGCAGUAAGCUUGUUCAUGUCGAUGUGAAUGGUGAUGGGAACGCCCGGAGGUCGGGGCCCCGGGUCUGCCGGCGGGACCGAAGAUGUGGGGAACAGUGACCCAGCAGACGAAUCCGCGGAUAAUGUUUGCGAAUGCUCGAAAGAGUAGUCCAGCUCGUUCUGAGCUGGCAACGGUCCACGUAGCAGGGAAGACGACGAGCUCUGUCGCGAGAGAGCAGCGUCAAGCUGCACCUGCGAGCUGGUCGAGUCGAAGGAAUCUUUUCUGAGCAGGUCUGGCAUCGCAGAAGGCCCCCCAGCGUCAAAUCCGGUGUAGCCAGCGGCUCCACUAAUGUUCCAUUCCGUAGCCUUGCCCGGCACCCAAGACACGUCGGAUCCCUUGGCCUCUAAGCUCACAUCCAUUCCCAGCAGCGUCGCAACACCGGGAAACCACAGCCCUUUGCACGUCCCUUUGUACUCGAUCUUCAUCACCACGGCUUCUCGGUGGUGCUCGGGAUCCCACAUCCUGCCCUGCACCGCACAGGUCAUCUCCCCUGUCACAUCAGUGACCCCCACGCGUCGUCGCCCGUCAUGCUCGGACCCCACGACCUUGACCGGCCGAGCCCACCGCACUCGCAACCGCUCAGCACUGGGGAACGUACCCUGGAUUCCGCAGCCAUCGGAAAAUCCCGUCGUCGAAGAGUCACUCGAUUCAUCGUCGGCGACGUUCCCAAAGGACUUGGAAUACGCAUCUGAACGGGACUGGCGCGAGGAUCCUGCACGAGUCACGUGGGGCUCUGAGGUCAGAUCCCAUGAGCCGCCGCCGUCUUCGUCAGCCGACGACAACGACGCAAAAGAGUUCGAUGACGGGAUUGGCGGAAUUCGUAGUCGGACAUGGUUAUGCAGGCAUCUCGGUGUUGGAAUCGACAACUGUCACUCAGUUAGUCCAAAUGAGACUGUCAUUGAAAAGGCGCUGCACCAGAUACGGGAACCUCGGUGGUUUUGACACGUAGGGAACCCACAUAUCGAUAGCUGCCAUGAACUGGGCGCUUGGACGCUCAAUUAUGGAGGACCGCCUGCCUCCUCCAGGAGUCCGCAUCAGAUCAGCAUCAUGGUACCGUCCUGGGAAAGACUUGGGGAGCACGUAUGAGAUAUGGUAACCGCUGACAAGAAUAUGGCCUGUGUAUUUGGCUUCGACAGGCGGGGGCGCAGUCUUGGAAGAAGAUCCGGAUCGACUACUUCCCGGACGGAUCGAGUUGGCGAUAUUGGAUUCCGAGGGCGGCGGUGACAGAUUAAACACGGCGUGGAAGUUCUCAGAUGACCGGCUCGGGACUGAGGGCAAACUUGAGCAUAGCUGGACUAAGUGGUGAAUGAACACAUACGACUGAGAGCCCGAGCAGCGUGAUGAAGUAGGGGUGAUAGAUCCGAGGAAAAUGCGUAGGGCACAGAUUUUGAAUCCAG